Zasmidium cellare ATCC 36951 is the source of this 2364-nucleotide messenger RNA. RefSeq lists its product as uncharacterized. The transcript is spliced from 2 exons. Gene Ontology annotation, biological process: regulation of apoptotic process. The coding region runs from base 1 to 2364 and encodes 787 amino acids. Lineage: Eukaryota; Fungi; Ascomycota; Dothideomycetes; Mycosphaerellales; Mycosphaerellaceae. The record is from RefSeq and is a predicted model, not a curated record. Gene Ontology annotation, molecular function: protein binding.
AUGGAGGACGAUGUCCUUGAUGAGCUCAGAGGUGAAGUCGGGCUUGAUCCAGCUGACGAGGAAGAUGCACCAGUCGACGAAGACGCUGUCGACAACGAAGAGACCCUAGUUGAUGAAGGAGCUGCGGCAGACGAGGAUGUGCUGCCUCCGCUAGAGGUCCAUGCACUCGAUGAGGAAGAACUCCUAGUAGAUGAAGGGACUGCAGCAGAUGAGUAUGUGCUGCUUCCGCUAGAGCUCCAUGUAGUCGACGAUGGAGGGACUGCGGCAGACGAAGAUGUGAUGAUCCCGCUAGAGCUCCAUGUAGUCGAUGAAGAGAUCCUUGUCGACGAAGGGACCACAGCAGAUGACGACGUGCUGCCGCCGCUAGAGCUCCAUGUUGUCGACGACGAAGGGACCACAGCAGAUGAGGAUGUGCUGGCUCCGCUAGAGCCCCUCGUAGAUGACGACGUAGACACUCCUGGCACGGAACUCGAGGUCGCCGACGACACAGUAGUGGACAGCGCCACAGAACUCGAAGAGCUUGUGCUUCCAGCAUUUGGAUUGUACGUCCCUCCUCUUGAAGACGGCGAAGAGGUGGUUGCGGAGGAGGAGGAGGAGGAGGAGGAGGAGGAGGAGGACCCAAUGACAAUGCUGCUAGAGGUGGUACCAAAGACAGUGCUACUAGGACUGCUGGAAAUGCUGCUCGACAUGCUGCUGGACGCACUGCUAGAGGUGGAACCUAUCCCUGUGGAUGUAGUUAGCGACGAUGAUACUGAAGAUGAAGUAGACACAAAAGUAGAACUAGAAGACGACGUCGUUCCCACAGACGAAGUCGUUGUCAGAAGACUCGAACUGCUUGUAGAAGGCAGCGUCGAACUUCCAGUGGAGGAGGUCACCGUUGUCGAAGAUCCUGGGGUCGAAGACGACACCACAGCUGUAGAUGUGCUGGAGGUGCUUGGACUGCUGGAAGCGGUAGAACUCGUCACCGAGGAACUCGUCGAGACUGAUGACAGCGUCGAUGUGGAAACACUCGAAGAAGUUGACGGAGCGGUCGAUGAAGAAGCUGAUGAAGACGUGGAUGCUCCAGUCGAAGAAGUUCCACUCGAUGUUGUUGCAGUCGACGUUGUUGCAGUCGACGUCGUCGCAGUCGAUGUGGUCGCAGUCGAUGUGGUUCCACUCGAUGUUGUUGCACUCGAUGAAGUGCUGCUUCCAGUAGGUGACGUCGACGACCCCGAGGAUGAUGUCGAGACGCUCGAGCUCGAGGUGCUCAGAGUGGAGGAGACGGUGCCUGUGCUAGUGCUCGUGCUCAAAGUUCCCGACGAGCUCACAGAUGACGAAGCGGUCGAAGUCGUUGCUGUGGACGUUGACAAGCUUGUGCUACUGGAGACACUCGUCGAUGAACUCGAGGAGCUAGACACAGUCGAAGAAGAGGAGCUGGUGAACGCAGUCGAUGGUAGACUGGACGUCGUGUCCGUAGCGCUCGAAGAGACGCUGGAGGUGGUUUGGGUGCUCGAUGUAGCGAGCCCCGUAGAACUAGAUACUGACGUACCAGUUGACGACGUGACUAUAGUAGGCGAGGUGUUAGUACUUGAAGAAGUGAGGGUUGGGGACGAAACCGUCGUCUCGGAACUCGAAGUUCCACCAGUGGAUGACAAGCUGGUCGUGCUACUCGAGCUCGUACUGGCUGUGUCAGUCGUCGUUGGUGAGGACGCUGAGCUGGAUUGCGAGCUACUUGUAGAGACUGAAGUCGACGAGCUGCUCUCGCUGGAUGUGCUAUCGAGAGUCGAGCUUGAUAACGACGUUGAUAACGACGUCGAGAGCGAUGUCGAGAGCGAUGUCGAGAGCGAUGUCGAGAGCGUGCUGCUGCUUUGCGAUGAUGAGAUAGAAGUUGUGCUGGACGAACUCUCUGACGUCGACAGCGUGCUCGAACUCGUCAGUGUGCUCGAAGUCGACAGGGAGCUCGAAGUUGAUGUACUCGAGCUCGUUGAGUCUGUUGCGGAACUAGAAGAAGUACUCAAAGAGGAUGAAGAGCUCGAUGUGCCAGUUGACGAAGUGCUUGCUGAUCCAGAGGUGGAAAUCGAUGAAUCCGUAGAGGACGUGGUUGUUGAACUUGACACGGAAGCGCUGGAGCUUGUAGACGUUGUCAAGGUGGAAGAUGAGGUGAUGGUUGACGAUGUUGCAGAGUCGGUGCUACUGCUGGUCGAAAACGUACCGGUUGAGCUUCCGCUCGAGCUGCUCAGUGUAGAAGAUGUUGUUACACUUGAGCUGGCAGAGCUGGAAGUGGUCACCGUCGACGAGCUCGAUAGCGAAGAGCUCGUCGUUGACGUCGUUGUAGUUGUAGUAGUUGUAGCGGGAAACACCUUCGCUGCUCCUACUGCCUCCUGA